AUGGCUGCGGCUCUGCUGCUGCUGCUGCCGCUGCUGCCGGUGGCGUGGAGCGAGAACGUCGAGGUGCUCUGCGCCGGCACCGCCUGCUACACGCUGCACCGGGAUGAGCUGGGCUGGAACGGCGCCCAGGAGCGCUGCCAACACAACGGCGGUAACCUGGCUCCGGCAGGCAGCGCGGCCGAGGCCGAGCGGCUGGGGCAGCUGAUGGCAGCCAGCGCGGCCGGCGCAGCCUGGAUCGGGCUGCGGCUGGAGCGUGGCCACUGCAUGCAGCCCCAGGAGCCGCUGCGGGGCUUCACCUGGGUGGCCGGUGGGGAGCCCGGCAACUACUCGGCCUGGCUGGCCGAGCCCCAGGUCACCUGCCUCAGCACCCGCUGUGUCACCCUGCAGCCCGCAGGCCCCGACAGGACCCUGGGCUGGGUCGACCGCUCCUGCCGUGCCACGCUGCCUGCCUUCCUCUGCAAGUUCAGCUUCCAGGGGAUGUGCGGGCCCCUGUGGCUGGGGGGCCCUGGCCGGGUCAGCUAUGUGACACCCUUUGGGGUGCGCAGCCCCCGGCUGGUGGCAGCCCCCUUUGGCACGCUGGUGGAGGCAGUGUGCGAGGGGGCCAAGGACCCAGCCUUCACCCUCUGCAAGGGGCCGCUGGAGGGGGGCGGCUUCGCCUGGCACCCCCCCGGGCCCCUCUGCCCUGCCGGCUGUGCCCACAGCAAUGGGGGCUGCCAACAGCUGUGCCUGGAAGAGCCGGGGCAGCCCCUGCGAUGCGCUUGCCAGCCCGGCUACGUCUUGGGCCCCGACAUGGCCUCCUGCCUGCUGGAGGACGCCUGCCACUCCAACCCCUGCCAGGGGUCCUGCCAGCCCCGGCCUGGAGGCUUCGAGUGCAUCUGUGAGACCGGCUACGUCCUGGCACCCGACGGCCGCCGCUGCCUGGACGUGGAUGAGUGCCUGGAGGGGCCCUGCCAGCACGAGUGCCACAACACAGCCGGCAGCUUCACCUGCACCUGCCAGCCGGGCUACCGGCUGACAGGACCUGGUGGCCGCCACUGCCACGAUGAGGAUGAGUGCGCCCAGCCUGGCACCUGCCCCCAGCUCUGCCUCAACCUCCCCGGCUCCUUCCAGUGUGCCUGCCGACCUGGCUACCAGCCUGGUGGCGACGCCUGCCUGGAUGUGGACGAGUGCCUGCGGAACCCCUGCCCUGGGCCCUGCCGCAACCUGCCUGGGAGCUUUGAGUGCCUCUGCCCACCCGGCUUCCUCCCACAGGAGGAUAGACAUGGCUGCCGCGCCACCCCCACCGCCAGAGAGGAGCCUGCAGGCACCCCAGAGACCACCAGCAUCCUCCAAACAGCAGGCGCCUCGUGGACCACAAGCACUCGCAGCCCUUCUGCCACUCCUAGCAGGAUGAUGCUGCCAGCCCCCACAGCACUGGGGUCGGAUCACAGCCCCGAGCACGGCGCCGACGGCCCCCGGCUGCUCCUCUACUACAUCCUGGGCAGCCUGGUGGCCAUCCUGGUGCUGCUGGCCUUAGCCCUGGUCAUGCUGGCCUGCAGGAAGAGGGCAGCCAAGCGGGAGAAGCAGCCAGCCAAAAGUGCAGCGGACAACUACUGCUGGGUGCCCGAGCAGCCGGAGAGCCAUGGCGGGGCAGGCGGCGAGCGCAGGUAA
Messenger RNA from Cygnus atratus (black swan), 1650 nucleotides. It is a transcript of the gene CD93, whose product is annotated as CD93 molecule. Lineage: Eukaryota; Metazoa; Chordata; Aves; Anseriformes; Anatidae. Gene Ontology annotation, molecular function: calcium ion binding. The record is from RefSeq and is a predicted model, not a curated record. The coding region runs from base 1 to 1650 and encodes 549 amino acids. The transcript has a single exon.